This is a messenger RNA of Saimiri boliviensis boliviensis (Bolivian squirrel monkey), 4797 nucleotides long. It is a transcript of the gene ANKRD24, whose product is annotated as ankyrin repeat domain 24. Gene Ontology annotation, molecular function: actin binding. The record is from RefSeq and is a predicted model, not a curated record. NCBI's taxonomy places the organism in Eukaryota, Metazoa, Chordata, Mammalia, Primates, Cebidae.
CCUCCAGAGCUCCUUCUAAAAUGCCAACCACCUGCAAGGGUCUUGGCUGUGCUCCUGGAGUCUCCAGGCCUGUGAAUGGUGCGUGGCAUCCAGUAGGCACUCAAUAAAUGUUGACUGCAUGAAGGAGCAUCUCCCCCAAGUGUUCAUCUGAUGCAUGUUCGUGGAGCACCUGCCAUGGGCCAGGCACUGAGGAUGCUGCAGUGACCAAGAGGAACCCAAGGCCCCUCCUUAGGAGGAGCUGUGGGUCCCGAGAGUGGCGGAAAUGGACCAGAAAUGGCUAGAGAAUGUCAGAGCUGCGCCGGGGCCAGCUGGCUCUUUCAGUGAUGAGCCAGUCACGGUUUUAUUGUGCGCUUACUGUAUGCCAGGCACUGGUUGGCUGAGUGCUGCGCAGGUAGUACUUCAGCUUCCUCCUGGUAACAUCCGCUGUUAUGAAACCCAUUUUGCAUAGGAGGAAGGUGAAGCCCGAAACAGGUAAGUGUUGGCCCAGUCCUAUAGGUAGGAAAGGCAGGGAUGGGGCGGGGCUGGAUUCAAAUUCAGGUGUGUAGGACUGCGGAGCCCCAUUGGCUAGGAAUGAAUAAAUAAGUGAUUGAAUGAUGAAUGGGUGAGCCAAUGAAUGAAUGAAGAAGAUGGCAUGCCCAAGAAUGAGCCAAACGAAUGUAGGAAUGAAUGAAUGGUAAGCCAACGAAGGAAUGAGUUAGUGGUGAACAAAUGAAUGAAUGAACAAAUUAGUGAGUGAAUGAAUGCAUGAAAGAAGGAAAUAAUGGUGCGGGAAUGAAUACAUGGGUGAUUCAAUGAAUGAACGAAUGAACAAAUGGGUGAGCCAAUGAGUAAAUGAAUGGGUGAGCGAAUAAACAAACGGGUGAACGAAUGAAUGAAUGGGUGAACGAAUGAAUGGGGCGACCAAUGAAAGGGUGAGUGGCUAGAGCUCUGCCGGCCACGUGGCGGUGCGAGGCUGCGGACGUCGUGGGCCGGGAGGCACCUGCGCGCCCUUGGCGGACUGGGAGGAGGCUGAGAUGGACGCCCGCGGGUCCCCUGGAGAUGCAGCUGGCUGCCUGCGUGGGUGAGGGAGCCGGGCCCCCGGCGCCGCGUCCUCAUCCUCCUCCGGGCGACAAGCUUCGGCUCAGCCCCACUGACCUCGGCUCCUGCCCGCCCUGUGGCCCCUGCCCCAUCCCGAAGCCGGCAGCCAGAGGCAGGUGCCAGAGUCAAGACUGGGGCAAGAGUGACGAGAGGCUGCUACAAGCCGUGGAGAACAACGAUGCACCUCGGGUGGCCACCCUCAUCGCCCGCAAGGGACUGGUGCCCACAAAGCUAGACCCGGAGGGCAAGUCUGCGUUCCACCUGGCUGCCAUGCGGGGUGCGGCCAGCUGUCUGGAGGUGAUGAUAGCUCAUGGCACCAAUGUCAUGAGCACGGACGGGGCAGGUUACAAUGCACUCCACCUGGCCGCCAAAUACGGGCACCCACAGUGCUUGAAGCAACUACUGCAGGCCUCCUGUGUGGUGGACGUCGUGGAUAGCAGCGGCUGGACGGCCCUACACCAUGCAGCGGCUGGUGGCUGUCUCUCCUGCUCAGAGAUGCUCUGCUCCUUUAAGGCCCAUCUAAACCCCCAAGAUCGGUCAGGCGCAACACCCCUCAUGAUAGCAGCUCAGAUGUGUCACACAGACCUGUGCCGUCUCCUUCUGCAGCAAGGGGCUGCCGUGAACAACCAGGACCUGCAAGGCAGGACGGCCCUGAUGCUGGCCUGUGAAGGGGCCAGCCCGGAAACAGUGGAGGUCCUGCUGCAGGGCGGAGCUCAGCUGGGCAUCACCGAUGCGCUGGGGCAGGACGCGGCUCACUAUGGUGCCCUGGCGGGGGACAAACUCAUCCUGCACCUGCUGCAAGAGGCGGCCCAGCGCCCCUCCCCACCCAGAGAGGAUGACUCAGGCGAGGCAUCAUCUCAGAAUUCUAUGUCCAGCCACGGAAAGCAGGGGGCCCCCAAGAAACGGAAGGCGCCUCCACCUCCCGCCAGCAUCCCUGUGCCGGAUGACCAAGAUGCCUACGAGGAGAUCGUGAGGCUUCGACAGGAGAGGGGCCGCCUCCUGCAGAAGAUCCGGGGCCUGGAACAGCACAAGGAACGGAGGCAGCAGGAGUCCCCGGAGGCCAGCUCCCUGCACAGCCUGGAGAGACAGGUGCAAGAACUGCAGCAGCUACUGGCAGAGAGACAGGAGGAGAAGGAGAGCCUGGGACGGGAGGUAGAGAGUUUGCAGAGCCGGCUGUCCCUGCUGGAGAAUGAGCGGGAGAAUACCAGCUAUGACGUGGCCACCCUGCAGGAUGAGGAGGGUGAGCUGCCUGACUUUCCAGGGGCCGAGGCGCUGCUGUCCAGGCAGCUCAGCCCAUCAGCCCAGGAACGCUUGGCCUCACUGCAGGAGCAGGUGGUUGCACUCACCAGACAGAACCAGGAACUGAUGGAGAAGGUCCAGAUCCUGGAGAACUUUGAAAAGGAUGAGACACAGAUGGAGGUGGAAGGUCCGGCUGAGGUCAUCCCUCUUGCCCUCUACGACUCUCUCCGGGCCGAGUUUGACCAGCUUCGCAGGCAGCACGCUGAGGCCCUGCAGGCACUGAGGCAGCAGGAGACACUGAAGUUUCCCAGAGAAGAGGGGGCAGCCUGGGGGGAAAAUGAGGGUGCUGGAGCCACAGCCACCAAAAACGGGCCAACCCACAUGGAGCUAAAUGGCUCAGUGGUUCCAGAAACCAAAGUUAAUGGAGCUGAGACCACAGAUGAGGAGGCUGCAGGAGAUGAAACAAUGGAAGCCAGGACUAUGGAAGCUUCAUCCACAGGCGCUGAGGACACGGGAGCUGAGGCCACAGAAUCGAAACCCACGGGGGCUGAGGUCAGAGACAUGGAGACCGUAGAAGAGGAAUCAAAUAUAGAAACUGAGCCCACAGGAGCGGAGGCCACAGGCACAGAGGCCACGGGAGUGGUGACCACAAAAACAAAAGCAGAGGAAGCAGAAAUGCCAGCCUACAAAGUGGGUGCUGGGCAAGCAGAGCCCCCAGUCACUGGGACCACAAACAUGGAAGCCACCAGCUCUAGGGCCACAGGGAUGGAGGCCACGGGAGUCCAUACCCCAGGUGCGGAAAACACAGGGGUAGAGGCCACAGCCCCAGGAGUCUCUCCUGGACCCGUCUUACAUCCUGGUGCCGCAGAGGCCUCGGAAAAGCUUCAAGUCGAGCUGGAGACCAGGAUUCGCCGCCUGGAGGAGGCACUCCGGCAGCGGGAGCGAGAGGCAGCCGCUGAGCUGGAGGUGGCCCUCGGGAAGUGUGAGGCCGCGGAGGCCGAGGCGGGCCGGCUGCGAGAGCGUGUCCGUGAGGCGGAGGGCAGCGGGGCUGGCGGGGGCGGCGGCAGCGGCGUUGACACCGCACAGCUGCGGGCGGCCCUGGAACAGGCCCGGGAGGACCUCCGAGAGCGGGACUCCCGCCUGCGGGAGCUGGAGGCGGCCUCGGCCAGCCUGGAUGAGGCUCGGGCCAGCCGGCUGCUGGCGGAGGAGGAUGCCCGGGGCCUGCGGGCGGAGCUGGCGCAGCGGGAGGAGGUGCGGCUGGAGCAGAGCCGGGAGCUGGAGGUGCUGCGUGAGCAGCUGGCCACUGCCAGGGCCACGGGGGAGCAGCAGCGCUCGGCGGCCGCGGAGCUGGGCCGGGCCCGGGAUGCGGCCGAGGCCCGGGUGGCUGAGCUGGCGUCAGCCUGCGAGGAGGCACGGCAGGGGCUGGCAGACCUGCGGGAGGCCUCCGAGGCCCUCCGCCAGUCCGUGGUGCCAGCCUCUGAGCACCGCCGGCUGCAGGAGGAAGCCCUGGAGCUGCGUGGCCGGGCAGCCAGUCUGGAGCAGGAGGUGGUGGCCACUGGCAAGGAGGCCGCCCGGCUGCGCGCAGAGCUGGAGCGUGAGCGUGUGUGCAGUGUGGCACUCUCGGAGCACGAGCGCAUCGUGGGCGCCCUGCAGGCCAACGUGGCCCAGCUGGAGGGGCAGCUGGAGGAGCUGGGACGGCGGCAUGAGAAGACCAGUGCCGAGGUCUUCCAGGUGCAGCGUGAGGCCCUGUUCAUGAAGAGCGAGCGACAUGCGGCUGAGGCGCAGCUGGCCACAGCAGAGCAGCAGCUACGGGGGCUGCGAGCCGAGGCAGAAAGAGCACGCCAGGCCCAGAGCCGGGCCCAGGAGGCCCUGGACAAGGCCAAGGAGAAGGACAAGAAGAUCACAGAACUCUCCAAAGAAGUCUUCAGUCUUAAGGAGGCCUUGAAGGAGCAGCCAGCCGCCCUGGCCACCCCCGAGGUGGAGGCUCUUCGUGACCAGGUGAAGGGUUUACAGCAGCAGCUGCAGGAAGCUGCCAGGGACCACUCCAGCGUGGUGGCUUUGUACAGAAGCCACCUCCUGUACGCCAUUCAGGGCCAGAUGGAUGAAGACGUGCAGCAGAUUCUCAGCCAGAUUCUGCAGAUGCAGAGACUCCAGGCUCAGGGCCGCUGAGAAAGGCCGGGCCCAGUGGCCACACUGACCACACCCAUGCAGGGACCUCACCCCCCACUGCAGUCCCCUUGCAGACCAGCUUCACUUGGUUUCACCCGGCCCCAUCGAGGCCCAUGCACUUGGAGGCCAGCCUGGAUCCCCGCUCCACCAUCCCCAGCUGGCUCCGUCACCCCACCUGGUCUCUGCACGCACGCACUGGUCAGUCUGGACCCAGGGCGUGACUGCCCCUCCUCUUCCACCAGAUAAUCUGUGAGUCCCUGUGUCCUCCACAUCCAGAUGCCAGCCCGGGAAUAAAGGCAUUCUUUGCACAGG